CUGCAUUUACUCGGGAUGACCGCUAGGGGGCGGGGAACAUCGCCUGUACAUCAGCCGUUGGGCGUGUCCGCUGGCCCCGCCCCGCCCCGUUCCAGCUGCUGCAAGCCUGGGAAGUCUCGUUCCUUCUGGAGACGUUUUCUGCCAUCAGCCGCGCAUCAGAACCGGAUCGGAACCGGAACCAUGGGCUCGGCCGCUUUCCUACUCGCCUUCUCUCUGGCUUUGAUUGCCGUCUGCUCCGGGGGCUCGGACGCCCCCCGGGGGGUCGCGGUGGGGUUCGUCUUUGACCCCAACGCCAAGUGUGAGCCUGCGUGCAGACAUGCGGGGCUUUGCAUCCGCAACAACACGUGUUUCUGCGCCAAAGGCUACGAGGGAGAGACCUGCCAACACGCAAACUGUUUCCCCAAAUGUAAGAACGGAGGAGCGUGUCUCCGUCCCGGGAAAUGCAGAUGCCCCCCCGGAUUUGGAGGGAGAUACUGUCACAAAGUGACCUGUGACGGCGGCUGCUGGAACGGCGGCGAGUGUUUGGCCGUGAACGGAGCGGCCCGGUGCGUCUGUCCGUCCAGCUGGACCGGGUCCAAAUGCCAGCACGCCAUUUGUCCUCAGGGCUGCAGGAACGGGGGGGUCUGCGUGGCCCCAGGAAUCUGCAGCUGUCCGGACGGCUGGCUGGGCGGCGCCUGCCACACGGCCGUCUGCAGCCGCGCCUGCAUGAACGGCGGGAAAUGCAUUUCUCCCAACAAGUGCCGCUGCAGACCCCCGUUCUCCGGACCCCGCUGUGGAGACAGGAAGAGGAUCCACUAGAGCCGGCCAGAGGAUCGACCUCGCUUACCACAGAAAACCUGGAGGGUUUUUGUUUUAUGUGAAAUGCAAUGAAAAAAAAAGGUUUAGGAAGAGUCUCAACAGCAGUUCUGUAAGGUUUUGUAUUAAAAGGUGGAAUAAAUUGAUAAAAAAAGACA
Oryzias latipes (Japanese medaka) is the source of this 953-nucleotide messenger RNA. RefSeq names its product Schwann cell-specific EGF-like repeat autocrine factor (gene seraf). Gene Ontology annotation, cellular component: cell surface; extracellular region. Gene Ontology annotation, molecular function: nodal binding; activin receptor binding. Lineage: Eukaryota; Metazoa; Chordata; Actinopteri; Beloniformes; Adrianichthyidae. Gene Ontology annotation, biological process: determination of left/right symmetry; heart development; blood vessel development. The record is from RefSeq and is a predicted model, not a curated record.